Molecule: messenger RNA, 38501 nt
Organism: Podarcis lilfordi (Lilford's wall lizard)
Lineage: Eukaryota; Metazoa; Chordata; Lepidosauria; Squamata; Lacertidae
Source: the annotation of a GenBank genome assembly
GUGCGGUCCAACUUGUGGGCGGGGAUUGAGCGCCUACGUCACCAACGGACCAAUAGAAAAGGGUCCCGGGGGGAAAUUCAAACUGUAGAAGUGAAAUUGAGGUCCGGUGGCGGGUGAGGGCGGUGGUGGCUUCAUUGGGAGAGAUGGCUGAGGAAGGCGGCGUCACGGUCUGCGUGCGGGUGCGCCCGCUUAUUGCGAGGUGAGUUUCUGAGUGGGGGAAAAUGGAAGUGCACAAUAAUUCCCCCACAUCUUGCUCCGCGUUUACUCCGAAGUAACCCCUCCCUGGUGUUUCUAAGGGGUCUACUUCGAAGUAAGCACGCGUGGAGAGGUGCGCGGCCUUAACAGCCUGGCUAAACAUGCAUGCGAAGGAAGCCUUACUCUUCAAUAGGGCGCACAUCAUUUUCCUGCGACUGUCCUCUGUUUCUAUUUCUAUUUGCUUUUAUUUUCUUCUCCCCCCACUUAAAAAAAUUAAAAAUUAAAAUGCGCGUGGGUUAAAAGGAAAAUAAUAAUAAUAAUAAUAAUAUCUUUAUUGUCAUUAUUAAAUCUGGGUUUUUUAAUUGCUGUAACCCCGGCUUGGUGGUGAAGGGCGGGUAAUACAUUUGCUGUUGAAAAUAAUCAUGAAAGGCCUUCCAACCCUGCUUCCCCCCUCUCCUUAAAUUUUAUUAUUUAUACCCCGCCCAUCUGGCUGUGGUUAGAGCAGUGGUUCCCGACCUUUGUCUCACCAUGCCCCACCUAAGCAUCUCUAAAAUCCUGAUGCCCCCCUCCCCCAUGACAUAUAAUUCUUAUUACUCAAAAAGUGAGCUCCUAUUCACGUGGAGGAAGCCUAAAAGGGCAUUGACUGUUGAUAACUCAUUCUCAAAUUGUCCCCCUGUGGGGUGUGUGCACCACGUUGGGAACCAUCGGACUAGGAGCUGGGAGACCAGGGUUCAAAUCCUCGCUCGGCCAUGUAGCUUGCUUGGGCCAGUCACUUGACUGACAGCCUAACCUACCUUGCAGGGCCAUUGUGGGGUUUAAGUGAGGAAGGGGGCCACUUUAGCUCCUUGCAGAGGGUGGCAUAUAAGUUAAGUAAAUAAGUAAGCUAAGCUACUUGCAGCCAUUCUCUUUCUAGGCCCCAGUUACCUUUGGGUGGCUGACAUGAGGUGGACAGAAAGCCUCCUUUGUUCUCCAUCUAAAGUCAAGAACCUUCAGCCACUACUGAGAAUGCCUGGUUCCCUCUUUGAGGGGGCUAUGGCUUUAUCUGUGAGGCUAAUGGCAUCGUCAGCAUCUUAGAGUGAGCCGUAUUUCCAUAGCGGCCACUAAGGUGAUGCUGCUCUCCAGGAAAUGGUAGCCAUUUCCCCACCACCUUCACUUGGUUGGAGGCAACAUCAUCUUGUAAGUAGAACAACAAUAUCCAGAAGAACAGUAGGCAAACUAUAGCUAGAGUUGGUGUGUUGAGUUUUGGAGUGGGCUUGAGGAUGGCUUGACAUGCUCCAUGCGCUAAAUCCCAAAGCUCUGGCAGCAGGUGGGAGGGAGCAGCCCUAGAGAUUUAUGGAGAAGCAAGAUCUGCCAGGGUGUUAAUGCUGUGAGCCCAUCCUAUGCUCGGGUUGUAUAUACAAGUAUGUGUCAAUAAAACCAUAUCCUAAAAAUGCUAUCUGCUAUCUGUAGGCGUGUAUAGGGUUGUGCUGUAAAUCUGAGGUGCACUUGUUUUAUAAUCUUCAGAAAGUGAAUAUUAUGUCUAAAAUGCUCCAGAAGGGUAUGGGUAUACUCUAGAGCAGGCAUACUUUAAAGGCAUUUAUUCAAACAGGAACUGGAUUUUAAAAGUUGUUCUCAGAGGGACAAAGCAAACACUCACAUGUGCUUCAUUCCUAGGACUGGUUCCACCACCCUUAAAUUUGGAUACAAAUAAGUGCUUACAAUGUGCUUUGCACAUGCUCUGCACAGCAAGGUAUUCAAUAUAACUUGCACAUUGUCAUAAUGUUAAGUCAACAGCUGCAAACAUCUCUAGAUUUUUUUUUUAUUUUUAAAAUUUCUAUAGCGCUUUAUAUUUUUAAGAAAUAUCACACAGCGGUUUACAGCAUAUUUAAUCAAUAAAACAUAAAACAAUCUGAAGAAAGUCAAAUAUAGAGUAUACAGUCAAAGCAACAGAACAGAACACUAAAAUAUGAUCUUAAAGAUUUCAAAAUAAAACAUUACAAAGGGGGCAAACUACAGAAUACAUAUUUAACAUAGUAGGGCUGGUGAGUGUGGGUCCCGCCCCCUAGGCCAGGUGGAAAGGGCCUUGCAGGGAGCAACGUUCAUACUCACAGCCGAGCGAUGUUCCUUCAGCUUCAUGAGAAGCCUCUUCAGUAGGGCUGGUGAGUGUGGGCCCCUGAGAUAGUCUCAGGACCAGACAAUUAGAAGAUCAGUGUGGGUCUAAGUAUUUCUUUAACAUCAUCAAUUUCUCUAUACUCUGGAAUCUCUAACAGUGUUUUGUUCCUUAAGAGAGAAUGCAGACCAUGAAGAGAAACAGAACAUUUUGUGGAAAACUGAGGAAUGCACCAUAUCUCAGGUUGAUGGGACAAAAUCUUUCACCUUUGGUAAGCACUCGAUAAGCACUGAAAUACUUUGUAAACUUCUCUGAGGGUUUGUUUGUUUACAAUCAAGUGCAGUAUAAAUUUUAUUAAAUUUUAUUAUAUUGGUAUACCAUAAAAACAUGCAAACAACUUUUUUGAAAGCAGCCAGGUGUGCUUCUACCAGUCUAACUUACAAGUUGGCAAUCUGACAAAUCUUGAAGAUGGAGUUUGAUUUCUGUGAACUGAACCUUUUUCUUUUUCUUUCUUUUUGAAGAUCGGGUGUUUCAUUCUUCAGAAAAUACCACAGAAGUCUACGAAGGGGUGGCUGCUUCAAUUAUAAAGUCUGCUGUUCAGGGAUAUAAUGGUACCUUGAAGAUCAACACAUUUGAAUGCUUGCACUGUAUUUGGGUAGUGGUGUGAGCUAACCAUUGCUUUUCCUUUUAGGAACUAUUUUUGCCUAUGGCCAAACUGCUUCGGGGAAAACUUACACAAUGUUGGGCACCAAAGAUUGCCCAGGAAUCAUACCGAUGGCCAUCAAUGAUGUUUUCAAUAGCAUCUGUGGAGUAAGUUUUUCUACUAGAUGAACUUUGUUUCAGAUACCACAUUAGUGCUGCAAAGCUGCAUAUUGAACCUGCUUUGAUGAUUUCUUAGCUCCACUUAGGAGAAAAGGCUGUGCAGCCCCUAUAUAGCAGUUUCCAUUUCCCACAUAAUAAUCUUGUUGACCAAUAAGUAUUGUGAGUGGAACCAAUACAGUAAUACCUCCGCGAACGUCUGCUUUGUCUAGCGUCCAUUCCGGCGAAUGUCCGCGGCAAACCCUGAAGUACCGGAACAGGUUACUUCUGGCUUUGCUGCUCGCACAUGUCCAGAAGCGCAAACGGCUCCGCACGCGUGCGCAGACGCGGCGCUUUGCCCUGCGUCCUUUUCAGCUAGCGGCUGGGGCUCUGGAACGGAUCCCGGCCGCAAAAUGAGGUACGACUGUAUAGAGAUCAGGAAUGGGAAACUGUUGUUCUUCAGAAGUUGUUGGAGUCUGAUCCCAUCACAUCCAUCAGCUAUGCUAGCUGGGGCUGAUAGGAGCUGCAGUGCAGCAUCAUUUGGAGGUCCAUAGUUCCCCAUCUGUAGUAUCGUUCAUAAGGCAGGUGGGAAUGUUUUAGUGAUGGCAUUGGAUGGGGUGGAGGGGGCAGGGAGCCAUGUUACAUUAGUUCUCUACAAUUAGGGAUGCUGAUGCAUGCAUGCUCUUUACUCUUUUAGAAUCCUGACAGGGAGUUCCUACUCCGUGUAUCAUAUAUGGAAAUCCACAAUGAUAGAGUUCAGGACCUACUGUGCAGCAACAUAAAAAAAAAGAAACCCUUGGUUGUUCGUGAAGACAUCAGUGUAAGUAACCACCGCUACCUUUCCAAGUGACAGUGCCAAAGCUCCCACAUGGCCUUGUAACAGGGAAAGUAAAAUUCUGGAAGUCAGCAUGUUGUUGACAGUUGCCUACUUGGACUCUGCCCAUUUUGCUUCUGCAUUGAUUAAAAUCUAUUUUUCUAUCUAUUUUUCUUAAAGUUGACCUAAAGUUAGCUAACUGCCUAAAAGCUUUGCAUUGCCUAUAUACAAAGAGGUAACACCUAGAAUCAAUACUGUGUCAUGUUAUGUGAUUUUAUUUUAUUUUAAUUUUAUUUUUAAAAAUCUCUUGUAGAGGCAUAUCUUUGUUGAAGAUCUGAGUGAAGAGGUGGUGGUUUCUCCAGAGCAAGUUGUGAGCUGGCUGCAGAAAGGAGAAAGUAAGACUUAAUAUCUGGUGUGACUUAAACACAUACAGAGCUUCCUGUGCAGCUCUGAUACAGUGGUACCCUGGUUUACGAACUUAAUCCGUUCCAGAAGUCCAUUCCAAAACCAAAGCAUUCCAAAACCAAGGCGCACCUUCCUAUAGAAAGUAAUGCAAAAUGGAUUAAUCCGUUCCAGACUUUUAAAAACAAUCAGUAGCUGAACUGGGAUCCACACAGAUCCCCCGCCCCGCUGCUGCGGGAAAUGUUCCCUAGAGUGCGCACCUCCCACAGCGGCAUGGAGGGGGAGUUGUGCACGCCCCAGCCAGAUGGCUGGCAGGUGCACAGCUUCUGUCCCUGGUGGCUGCAGAAAAUGCUGUGACAACCCCUUCUCUGCUGCCGGACAACGGAAGUGUGGCACUCAAAACGGAAGUGCACCCCCGAACGGAGUACGUUCGUAUACCAAAAAUACGCAACCCGGAACACUCAUUUUCGGGUUUGAAGUGUUCAUAAUCCAAAAAGUUUAACUAGGCUGUUCAUAACCCGAGGUACCACUGUACUUCUAAAUCCAUCAACUUUAUUGUGUUUUGUUCUGAAUAGAAAACAGACACUAUGGUGAGACCAAUAUGAAUGACAGAAGUAGCCGCUCACAUGCAAUCUUCCGUAUGGUAAGUGAUCCUGAAUUUUUAUUUUACUGAUUUCUUUUAGUUCAGAGAUUGGAAACCUCUGGCCCUCUUUGAUGUUCCCGGACUCCAAAGUCCCACCAGUCCUGACCAUUGGCCAUACUGAUGGGAGAUGGAGUCCAACAACAUCCAGAGAGCACCAGGUUCCCUAUUCCUGGUUAGUACCUGGCACUGAUGUCUGGCAGGAUAUGAGAGGGAGAUAUUUGUUGUUGUUGUUAUAAUACAGCUCUACCACUGGGCGAUUUACAAUAUAAAAACACAAAAAUAUAUGCCAUAAUAAUAAACAAAAACAAUAAAACACAUAGUUUAAAAGGCCAUUGAUAGUUUAAUUAACCAAAGGCCUAGGAGAAGAGGAAUAUUUUUGCCUGGCACCUAAAAUAUAUAACAAAAGCACCAGGCAUGCCUCCCUGAGGAGAGCAUUCCACAAGAUAUGCCAGUUCUAGGUUCUGUUGGUUGAGGUUAGGUGUGCUACAGUAUAUAGACCCACAUGUCACAAACUGGUAUUCGUGGUGGAUAUUUUUGUUGGUCUAUAAUCUGUGAUGUGAUAGUAAAACAAGUUCACAACCUUGCUUGCUUUUUUUAAAGAUAAUUGAAAGCAAAGAGAAGACUGAUAGUUCAAGCUAUGACGGCGCUGUAAUGGUAUCACACUUGGUGAGUUCUUUGAAAGAGAGAACUGAGGUUUGUAAAUGGGUUGGUAGAAAAAACUAUUGAAGGAUGCUGCAGCUUGUGUGCAUUACAGGAACAUGAGACAAGCCCUGUUGGAUCAGAUCAAUGGCCUGUUUGUUCUAGCAUCCUGUCCUCACAGGGGUAAACCAGGUGCCCGAGAUCCAAGUAGGACCCCAGCGUAACAGCAGUUUCUCUACUUAAGAUUCACAGCAGCUGGUAGUGGAGCUGGAACUUAGCCAUCAUGGCUAGUAGUCCUUGCUAGACUUGUACUCUAUGGAUUUGUCUGAUCCUCUCUUAAAGGCUUCCAAGUUGGUGGCCAUUACUACGUAUUGGGUGAGAGAAUUCCGUAGUUUAUGUACUAUGUGAAGAAGUUCUCUCUUGUCUGUCCUGAAUCUUAGCUUUGUUGGCUGGCCCUGAGUUCUAGUAUUAUAUGAGAGAGCUAAGCUGUCUGGCUAGCUCUUUCACUUCCUGCCAGAUCUAUGAGAAACUUAGCCCUAUCUGCCUUCUCGAUACCAUGCAUAAUCUUAAACACCUCUAGCAGGUCCCUCCUUAACUUGCCUUUCCUCUGAAAGUCCCAAAUGCUUUAACAUUUGGAAGAAAGAGGUUUGUGUGCCAUAUGACCCACUCUGCCCCCUAAGCUAGGCUGCUGCUCUAAGACGAAGUAGAGGAUGUUGUCUUGCCACCAGUCUGGUUGACUUGGCUAUACAGAAAGGGGUGCCAUCAGAAAGGGAGGGGAGGGGUGCCAUCUUCUGCUUCGGCUCAGGUAGCGAAAUAUAUUGGGCAAGCCUUGUGUGCUUUCUGUUUGAGAUCUGGCUGGCAGAGCCAAAUAUAUAUUGGGACUGUGGAAGGCUAAUGAACUUCUGAAGUGUUUAAUAGGGCUGUUUCUGCCUGAGAAAUAGCAGCAGCAGAAAUUCAGUUGCUCUGGGUUUCCAGACGGUUUGGCACAGCAGUCAUAAUGCUUAUUCAAAAGCAAGUUCCAUUGACAUUGCUGGAACAUACUGAAGAGGUGCAGACUAAACAAUGCCCAUAUUAUUAUUACAUUUAUGUCCCAUCUUCAAGAAGCUAAGGUGGCCUACUUGAUUUUGUCCCCCUCCAUUUUAUCCUUACAUCAACCCUAUGAGGUAGGUUAGGUUGAGAGACCAACAUUGGUUCCUUGGACUAUAAUAGAAAUUCAGUUAUGUCUGUUCUUCUUAAAGUGGUCAAAACAUCAAAUCGGAGAGUAUGCACAUCCUUCUACCUUUUUCUUCUGUUGCAGACCAUCCUGAAUCUGAGAUGCAAUCUACAAUUUGACUGGCUCCCUUUAACACACAUUUCCUCUGUUCUUUCGCUUUCGUGAAAUGUUAAAUGUUGUUCAGUUGAACGUAUUUUCUCCCAGAUGUAGUGACCAGUGCUGUACAAAAUUGUUGUUCCUUUGAUUUAAACUCCUGGCCAGGGACCUUUUUCUGCUCAUGUACAGUCUCAGGAACUCAUUUUUCUCAGGCUUUCAUCUGCCGCUGUUUGGAAUAUAGUCGUUCAAUCAAUAGGUGAUUUGAAUAGAUCUUGUGUGAGACUGGUGUCUAACACAGUCUGUCUUGAAUUUUCAGAAUUUCGUAGAUCUGGCAGGAAGCGAAAGAGCUAGCCAGACUGGUGCUGAAGGUAUGUAGCUGAUGAUGAUGGAGCUUUCUGGUAAUCUGCUAAAUCCUAACUUGUAAAACAUGUAAAAAACCCAACAAGUAAUUCCCACCCCCAGGGUUCUGUUGCUGGGCAUGCUUGCUCUUAUUUAUGUAAGCCAUUUACAGCUUAACAGUAAAAUUCAUCAUUCUGGAUGAACAAAAGACUGAUGCAGAUGUAACAUUCCCAGCUGGUAGACUCUUGCACAAAAAUCUAACUUCUCUAUGGCAAGGAUGAAGAAUCUGUGGUGCUCUAGAAGUUGGAUACAAACUCCUAGCAAUCCUAGUCAAUAUGACCAGUGGUCAGCAAUGAUGGAAGUUGUCUUCCAACAACACAUUGGAGGACCACAAGUUCCUUAUCCCUGCUUCUGCAGAGACUAUUGUAAACUGCCCCAUGAUCCUUGGAUGAAGGGUGGUAUAUAAAUUUAACAAAUAUAAUAUUUGGUUAUAGGCCUUCUAGCGUUAUCUUCCUCCUUUUGGCUGAAGUUAUUCAAUGUUUCUGAGUUAAAUGGCAUAAUUUAUCACACCACUAAUAAUAUUGAAAUCUUAUUGGGUGUCUCCAAUGCUGUCCUUUCAUUGACAGAAGGAAUCGGUUGGCAAAACAGGGGAGAGAUACAUUUUUUUGGUGAUGCACCCUACACAGGACCCUGUGCCCCUCUUUAAUCUGCUGCAGAGGAUUGAGGAAUCAUCUAGAGCAGAUUUAAGGACAGAAUGGGGAAUCACUGAAAAAUGCCCAUUCUGCUGAUAGUUGCCUUCUGUCAGGAGACAGGCAACUUUGGAUACUGCCCAGUAUUGUUAUUUAACAGUUUAUAAAGUGCCUAAAACUUUCUCUUAAUAGGAAUCUAUUUUCACAUCUGAAAAGAUUGUGAGCCUAUGGGCAGGUAAAAACAAUACAGAAGGGGGUGAAAUGGAGAAUGAAGAAGAAAGCAAUCAAAUUCAGGAGCUCUUGACUAUGUUAACUCCCAAUAUGGUAGCAAAACAAAUUUUGUGGAAGGAGCUGUCUGAAAAUAAAAUUAUGUUUGAUGCCUAGGGAUUCGUCUCAAAGAAGGUUGCAAUAUAAACCGGAGCCUCUCCAUCUUGGGCCAAGUUAUCAAGAAGCUAUGUGACGAUCAGGCUGGGUAAGGACAAUGUAGUUAAGAAAGGUUCUUUGUGCUGUAUUGAAAAGUGUUCUCACUUGAUUCUAGACCAGGCAGCCAAUGUAGUACCAUCCCUAGAUGGUUUGACUACAGUUCCCACCACCACAGGCCAUCUGUCUGGGCCUGAUGGGAGUUGUCAUCCAACAACCUUUGGAAGACACCACAUUGGGCUGUCUCUGUACUAUGUAAUUGAUCAGCUCUUGAGCCAAUUUUGCCUCUACUUAAUAAGUAAAAACUUCCUUGUUCCUUUUUUGGUCAUCCUCUUUCACCAGAGGCUACAUUAACUACAGAGAUAGCAAACUGACACGGAUUCUGCAGAAUUCGCUGGGUGGAAAUGCUAAGACUGUUAUUAUCUGCACAGUCACUCCGGCAUCCUUAGAAGAAACUCUUAGCACACUCCAGGUAAAACCGUACAGUUCCAUUUCCUUCCUCAAAAAGGUUUGUGGGCAAAAUUGCCCAAAGUGACAAGUAGGCAAGAAAUUAUUUCCCUUUCUCUUUAAACUUGCAUGCUUUGUUCUAGUAUAUGUAUCUGCAGUUAUAGAUCUAUGACAAAUCAGACUUCCCCUUCAAUGGGAAGUAGUCUAGCACUUCCUCUAAUAGCUGGCAUGGAUACUGACAUUUGCAGAAGCAACCCCUUCAACUCUAAGCUUUCAGGGUAGUCAUGGAGUCUUGAAUAUCAGGUGGAAAAGGAAAAGCUGGGGGGGUGGCCUACUUGAGCUCCUGAUAGCUUAUCUGUUAUCUGUUGCCCUCCAGAUGUUGGAGGACUCCAACUCCCAUCAGCCAUGGUCAACAUGGUCAGAUGAUGGGAGUUGUAGUUCAACAACAUCUGGAGGGCACCAGAUUGGCUAACCUAGGCUUAUCCCUUCUGUGGGGAGGUGAAGGUAUGCUGCAACAUUUUGUUUAAUACGUCCCAUUUGUAUUUACUGUAAUAGCAAAUGUUGAUUUUUAUGAUUCAAUACUUCUGUAAAAGAGAUUUUGCACAAAUGUAAUUUUUUCCUGACUUCACCUUCAAAGAGCAGUUCUGAGUCCAUGUGCCCAUGUCUCCUAGUUUGCCAGUACAGCUAAAAAUAUGAAAAAUAGCCCCAUAGUAAACGAAGUUCUAACUGAGGAUGCCCUUCUGAAGAGAUAUCGUUCAGAAAUAGAAGACCUGAAACGACGCCUAGAAGAGGUAAGUUGUCUACCUUGAAAUCUAAGAGGCUGGAAUGGGUAGAAUCUGGCCGAAUUUCAAUGGCAACUCUUAAUAAAGUUGAUGACCAUUUCGUGCAGGGGUUCCAUUCCCUGCCUCCACAUAUGUUGGAGGAGCAUGUAUAAGUGUACCACAGCCCUGUUAUGCCAUUUUUGUGACAUGCUGAGCAACGUUUUUGGGUCACUUCCAGGUUCAUCGCCAUAUGCAAUCUCAUGUCUUUCGGAUGCACAUUAAUUGGUUGUUGCGUGUUUGCAACCCUUUCCACACUGGGGGUUGCAGACACAAUUUCAUGGAACUUAAAUGCUUUCAUUGUUUAAUGCUGAUGUUUAACCUUCACAGCCAUUAGUACUUACAGUACGUUAUUACCAUCACAGUAAUAUACAAACAAACAACCACAGUCCUCGCAAGCAAGGAGGGGUCUACACAAAAGCACACGGGUAUCCUAGCCAAUGUAGCAUGAUAGGGUAAAUUUUUCUGUAAUGUAAACUUCAAUACCUUCUCCAGGCACCACACACAUGGAUUUGUUUUGAGGGAUUUUACUACCCCAAGAUAGAUUGAAAAUUUGGCCUGGGGUAGUAAAAGUAUUCCCAAAAGUAUGUAAGUUUUCAGCAGGUCUUAGGAAAAUCUGUUAUGAAGGGUAUUUUUUGUAUUUCUUGGGAAAUCACGUACACCUUACUAUGGACAACGUUGUGUGCCUUUCGACCUUUGGUAUUGAUGCUUUCCCUUUGUAGGUUUCACCACAAUCCCAGCUGGCACAGAUAAUUGAAGAGAAGAACGCUCUUCAAAAAGAACAGCAGGAGAAAAUAAGGGCUCUCACUGAGAUGCUGGUGACGGCACCUUCUUUUGCAUCAGCGCAAGACUUCAAGGUAAUAUUUAAAAAUUUGUGUUGUGGGACCUUCGGUGGAAAACUGGUGGUUCUUGUAGCAGCUGUUAUUAAGUAACUAAAUGGGGCGAGGGAAACCUGGGAAUGACUAGAAGGGUGCCACUGUAGAAAAGGCCCUUCCAAUGUGUGGAAGCUUAACAUAGCUCUGUUAAGGCAUGUUUGAAGCAGGAAGCUCAUACUGGGAAGCUGGUAUAAGAACAGGCACCAGUGACUGAGUGUGCUUUAAUGGUGCCAGGAGGGUGGAGGGUGAAUGGAACCUGCUGCUCUCCAGUCCAGCCCUCACCACCAAGGGCCCCGCGCAACUUUGCGGCUCGUGGAGGGCAGCGUGAGAAGGAUGCCAUGUGCCCCCAACCAAGGGCUGGGAUCGAAGGGCAUGUGAUAGUUGUGUCUUAAGUUGCUCUCCCCGGCUCCCAGCCUUUAAAAUAGAGCUUUGUGUAGAAUUCUGUAGCAGCUACUUGUCACCCAACUAGUGAGACACAGCGAGUUCAAGUUGCUUAUGGUGCUUGCAAACAUGUUUUAGGAAAGUUUCCCCUCUCCAUUUGCAACUCUUUUUGCAAAUGCUUCUGGUAGAACCUACAAACGCUAGCUUCAACUGAAUUUGUCGUCACUAGGCCACGUACAAAUUCCAAGACAUCAGCAAAUGGGAUCGUGCUUAUAAAAAGAUCUAACUUCCUUUAAUUCUCCUACAUGCCUUGAUUUUUUUGAUUAUUUUUUUUAAAGGUUCGAAGGAAGCGGAGAGUGACCUGGGCUCCAGGAGCAAUAAACCAGGAAGGAGGGGAAUGUCUCCUGGGAAGCUUUCCCUCAAAAGCCAAACAGUUUAAAACAUCUUUGUCUUGUCUAUCAGAGAUGGAAGAGUGUAAGUUUGUUAUGCGUAGAAACUAUUUAAAAAGGUGCUAUAUAAAAUAUGGGCUGAAGAAUUGUAGGUUGGGAUACGUUAGAACUUAGAUAAUACAUUGUUUAACCAAUAUCCACAGUGAGCUGCACAUAGUUAAACUAUUGCAGCUAUUUUGAAGGCUGUGUUUAAGCUGCAUAUGUUAAUUCUGCUGAAUGCUAUUGCUAGAUCUGAAGAGGACAGAGAAGGGCAAGAAGGCUCUUGGCAUAACUUAGCAUGCUCCGUUUAUCUCCUGGUUGCUCCAGAGAUCUGAUUCUGAUAUCAAUCUUUAGGCACUAGGGACAGCUGGCUUCCUUGCAAAUGCUAGCAAAGGCUACUGUAGCUAACUCUCGCUGCUUGCAUUUGGCUGCUCAUGUUCUCUUUCUCCUAUGGCAGGGGAGAAUUAGACCCACUGGGUCCCAAGGUAACCAAAGCUCAGUUCCUUUCUCUACAUCUUUCUGCAUUUGUCUCAAGAACUUAGACAUGGAAUCUUAGCGUUGGAAGGGAUCCCAAGGGUCAUCUCAUCCAACCCCUUGCGAUGCAGGAAGCUCAGCUAAGGCAUCCAUCACAGAUGGUCAUCUAACCUCUGCUUAGAAACCUCGCAUGGGAGUCAGUUCCACUAUUGAACCACUCCUACUGUCAGAAAGUUAUUCCUGGUGUUUAGUCGGAAUCUCCUUUUUUGUAACUUGAAGCCAUGGGUUCAAGUCCAACCUUCAGAGCAGGAGAAAACAAACUUGCUCUGUCUUCCAUUUGGCAGCCCUUGAGUUAUUUAAAGAUGGCUAUCAUCUCCCCGUAGUCUCCUCUUUUCCAGGCUAAACAUACCCAGCUCCUUCAAACUUUCCUCAUAAGACUUGGUUUCCAGACCCUUGAUUAUCUUGGUCACCCUCCUUUGCACACAUUCCAGUUUGUCAAUCGCCUUAUUAAAUUGUGGUGACCAGAACUGGACCCAGUUUUCCAGUUGUGGUCUAUCCAAGGCAGAACAGAGCAGUACUGUUACUUCCCUUGUCUGCAUCUUAAGUAUACACACUUUUAUUUUGGCAAAAUGGGUUGUCUUUCAGCUGUAUCCUCUGAGUUCUCGGAACAUGAUGAUCAGUGGAUGACAGCCAGUGUUACAAUUCCUGAAGAGGAAUGGAUUCCAGGAUCUGAGGUUGGUUUGGUAAGUGGUAUUUAUGUGUGUGGAAACUAGCCUGCUGCACCAGAGGUGAAAUUUACAUUCAUUGUGCCACCCAAUUUUUCUCUGACCCCUCCCACCUCAUGGAUAUGGCCCCCAGAAGGUUGCUGAGAAACGAAUGUCGCCCUUGGAAUGAAAAAGGUUCCCACUCCUAUUCCAAGAACAAAGAUGGGAGCGGAGAGUAUCCCCUUUGCAGGCUUCCUCUCCUAUUCUUUUUUGCAACAACAAUUUCUUAGUUACUCCCUAUUAACUAUAUUGGAUCAACAUGACUUGUUUUACAUUUGGUUCAGUGGGGUGGAACUGAGUCAGCAGAAUUUAGGGGAGAGAAAUUCUGUGGUUUGGAAAGCUCACCUCCUUUUCAGGGUUUUUUGCAAGCCCCCAAAACUUGCCAGCCUUGCCAGCGUGUGGCUGGAACUUAGUAUACAAAUGUUGUCUAGCUCUCAGUAGGGCUUUGGCAACAACACUUUUGAGCUACCAAUAUAUUGCUGAAGGAACAAGCAAGUGCUUUCAGUAUUAAGGUUUUUGCAUAUUUGUAAGUCACUUUGAGAUUCUUAGGGUAUGAAAAGCGACCAUUAAAAAAUGAGUUUAAAUAAAAUAUUGGUAAGGAGAUGAAAUUUAACUAGGUAACAGAGGAGGCAUCUUGUAACUUUCAAAAAUAUUUUUCUUCUAGAUUCAUAAAGAUUUUGCAGAUUCUGUCAUGCUUUGUGAAACCCUAGUAGAUGAGAGGGUAAGUCAGCUCUAGCGUUCUCUAGGAAUUUAAUUUGAAAGUGUAGGUAAAACCUUUUAAUCUCACUCUGCCUCUCUCCUGGCUAGGAUAAUGCUGUCACUGAACAACAAGCCUUAAAAGUAGAACUAAAAAACUUGCAAAUGGAGAAAGAGCAGAUUGCAUGUGAGCUCAAAGAGCUGAAGGAGAAAAUGUCAGUUUAUGAGUUUGUGGCUCUCGAAAGAGAGACAGCAAAGGAACAAGAGGUAAGACAAAGUAGGUGUGUAAAUAAUCCUAUUUCUAGACCAUCUUUUCUUUUUACAACUUUCUGAGUGGCUGACAAAAUCAUUUAAACAAGAUUAAAAUUAGCUGGAUCCUGACUCUGUUGCAUGCAGAUCUCAUUUAAAUUAAUGUGGACAUUGUUUUAUGACUUAAGUGAACUCCAUUUGAAAGCAAUGGGAUUAUGGCAACUAACUUAGUCUGAAUUGAACUCAGUUAAAUAUUGAAGCAGCAGAAGCAAUAAACUCAGUAGUGCUUAUAUACAUCAGCAGGAUUAAAGCAAGAGACAUGCUUGAAUGCCUGGAGAAAUAAAAAGGGUGCCACUGCAGAGAAUAUCCCCUGAUCACUGCCCUUCUCAAAUCAAAUCAACCCAGUCAUUUUAAUUUUAUGCCCUUGUUAGAAAGGGGGUGGCAGAAAACAUCCUUUGGUGCUAGUAAAAUGGCAGGUUCCGGUGAUAUUGGAUCUCAGAGCCACAUAAGAUUUUAAAAGUAAGUGCUGGCACUGUAAACUGGGUUCAAACAGACUAGCAGUCAGUACCUUUCCUUCAGGGAAGAUGAGAUGUGUUCCCUUCACCUGUAUUUAAGAAGUGUCUAAUUUUUUCAGUCUUCCGAAGCAGCCCCAGGUACGACACUGCAGUAGUCUAGUUAGGAAAUGGUGAUGGCAUGGAUCACUGUGGCCAUUAGGGAGACAGGGAUGCACAGCUGAUGGACCCACCUUAGCUGCUCAAAAGCAAUGCAUCUCACACCCCCAGCAACAAAACUGGGUCUUACACAAUUGUCUUUACUCUGCUCUGUUUCUUCCACUGUUUCCAGUAUGGCCUAUGGACAUAAAGGACAUGGUCUUCCCUAUGGUAGUGCCAAAAGAAUUUCACUUGACCCCAUCUCCUUUCAACGUGCAGCCAAGGCUUCUCUCUUAUUUCAUGUUUCAUUUUAUUUUGUUAAAAUAUCUAUGCUCCACCCUUUUCAGUCUGAGACCCUUAGAGAUAACUUAGCAACAUGAGAUUAAAACAAAUGCUAAUCCUGUCACUGCAAAAAAGCAAAAACCAACAAGCAAAACGGCACUUGUUUUUGUGCUUAUAUUGUGGUAUGUAGGCUGUGCUAUGAGAGGAGUGUAGUAAGCACCAUCUUGCAUUAACAGUAAAGCAUGGUUUGCUGUGACGUGUGAAAACAGCCACUCUUUUGAGUUGCAGCAUGGAAGAAAGGCGAGGAUUGGAUAUGAAUUUAUUUAAAUCAAUUAGCCCCCAACUAAUGCAUGCUAGAAAAAGAGUGGACCUGUUCUUCUGAAAAACACUUGUCAGCGUAUAUUAGCAGUGUGUUCUGCCCUUUUUGUUUUGAAGGUUUGAAAAGCCCUCUGUUAGUAAUGCGCCGUUAAGACUUUAUUUCCCAGGGCUUCUCACCACUGUAAGCAAUGAAUGCUCACAAAAUUUUCUGCUAUGUAUUCUAUAGUAGCAACUUGGCUCCGCUGUGGUUUGGAGGGGAGCUGAAUGCAGGGCUUGCUUGUUUUUGUGGUGGGUGACUGCAGGUAAACCUGACUGAAAGGUGCUUCCUAACUGCCUAUGCCAUUUUGCUUCGAUUGCUCCACAGAUGCAACUAAUGCAUGAAAUUUCCAGCUUAAAGACUAUUAUUACAAAUGCUGAAGUUUGCAAUCAAGAUCUGCAGGUGAGCUGGUGGUGGUGGUGGUAGGCCUUCCAUGUAUAAUGAAACGGAACACUAUUGUUUAGUCUUAGCCAAAUGCCUUGACUUCUUCGGUCGGUUUGUCAAUUUUAAUGUCAUGCUGCGCAACACCUAAGCCCCCCCAUCAAGCUGGGAAAUGGAAAGGUGUGCCUAAACACUUUGCACUUCUGGUGUUUUUCCUCUUUCUUGCCUUAUCAGGAGGAAGUAAUGUCAAAAGCCUUGCAGAUCGAGGAGCAAAAGAAUAAAAUCAAAGCACUGGAAAACCAUGUCAGUGAGCUAAGAAAUCUAAUGAGAGAAGCAAAGACAGAAAGUGGGGAAAGCGAUGUGUCAUCAGUACGUCUGAAUCUUUCUUCUUUCUUUAAGCAGGGUUGUGUUUUUUUAAUUUGUCCUUGAUUCCUGGGUAUUCUUGCAGGGUGGGUGGGUGGCAUAUACAUACACUUACACACUACCCUCAUGUUCUCAUACUUUCAGCAGAUUUUGAAUAACUCGGGGGACGAAAUGCAAAAAAUGAAGCAGUCUCUCAGUGAUGUUGAGGCGGUAGCACUGGAUUCCAAGAGAGAAUCUUCAUUCCUCAGGAGUGAAAACAUAGCACUAAAAGAAAAAAUGGUGUGUGUAUAUGUGGACUUGGGAUGGUGUAGGUUUUUACUUGCCUUUUAUGUAAUGUCUGAGUGAACAGAUACAAUUCUUUUUUGUGGCCUUUUGUCAGUACCUGAAAUAAGCAUGGGGGGGGAGACCAAAAAAUCUUUUCCUAGUGGCUUAUGUCUGGGGAAUUUCUUCCCCACUGAGGUGUGCCUCUAUAUUUGCUUAGAAACCAGGUCAAAACUCACCUUUGGGAGUCAGGUUUUAAAAGGCUAGUGGGUGAAGUAAUUUCUGAGUUGUGUUGCUGCCAAUUACAUCCUUCAUGCAAUUUAUGAUAAUUUUUUAUCUUUUCUUGUCUGUAUGCCUUUUUAUUGCCUUAAAUCAGAUGUAAACUGCCCUGUGGCCCAUUUUUGAUGAAGGGCAGUAUGGCAACAGCUUAGGAAAUACAUUAAAAUAAUAAGCUUCCAGUAGGGCCUGUGAGUUCUGCUAGUUUCCUAGUAGAAUCUCAGUGAUGCUUCCUUGGGGUGAUGUGGGCUGGGAUAACAGUGCUAAUACAAUCUGGAAGAGGGAGAGGAUAGUGCUACUGAAGUACGUGGCACUGGGUACAAAUCUGCCACUGUCGUGGCACGUAAAUGGACACGGGUAAUGGCAUUUUAACUUGCUCCCAUCUAGGACCAGCUCUCAGAUACGUACAAGCAAAUGGAAAAAGACAUUGAGAGUUACAGAAGACAGUUAGAUUCUGGGAAAGUCGCCUACAAGAAAAUGCAGUCUGACUUGCAGAAAGAAUUGCAGUACUACCUGCAGGAAAAUUCAAAGCUGGCAUCGCUUUUGGAGGGAAGAGUUCCAAAUGGUACCUUUUUUAUGGAAUUGAUAUAGAACAAGAAGGUUCUUCGCACAAUCAGGCUUUUUCCUGAACUUCUGAUAGCUGAGGAAUUAUUACUUUUUAUGAAUUAAAACUGGUGGCACAUAUGUUCAGGCCCCUAAAAGUUAGUUUAAAUAUUUAUAAGGCACCCUUUUAAUAAAAAACAAGGCAAUGCACAACACAGAAACAUAAUGCUACAAUAAUGUAAAUGAAAAAAUAUCUAGGCACGUUUUGCACAGAGUUUGCAUCCCAAAGGUUUGUCUGAACAGCGCAGUUCUGAAAAGACAUCUAAGAGAAAGCAGGGGUUGACUCAUGCCUAACCUCUGCUGGCAAAAAGUUCCGCAUAGCAGGUUCUGCCACAUUAAAGUCUGGGUCGCUGUUAAAGGCAGGCUGAAUGCAAGGGGCAUGGUCAACAAGCAAUUAUUUAAUUAUUUGCUGCAUCUCAACUGGGAUUAGUUGGUUCGUUUAGCCAAUCCUGAUGUAAAGCAACUGACCAUUCAUUCCUGAUACAGUGCAGCAGGAUUAAAACAAAAAACCUUGGAGAGGUUUACGGCUCUGUCCUUCUCUGCCCUUGCAUCCUUCCAGCCAGUCAUGGACUUGGUUGGCAGACACCUUAGUGACUGGGGACUUUAGGCUCAUGGCUCUGUCAGUUUAUGUCCUGAUGGCAUGCUUUACUGAUGUGCAAUUCAGGCAUUAGACAGUGGCUGCGUGGAAUUAAAAUAAAAGUAGUUGCUGCUCCUUAACAUCAGGGCUAUGAGGCGGGCGGGAGAAUUAGAGGGGGGGUAAGCUUUUGAAAACGAGAUGCAUAGCAAGGGCUGUGGGAGGGGCAGUGCUGUUUUUUCUGGGGGGAUACAGGGGGACGCAUACCCCCAAACAUUUUGUGAAUCUUUGUACUUUUGUCCAUUACUUUAUUUAUUUUUCCCAAUUUGAACUAUAAAAUGGUGAUUUUCUUGAGUCAAAAUGAGAGUACCCCUAAACAUUUUUUAGGGGGGAAAACACUGGGGAGGGGGAUAAAUGGACUGGUGGGUUUAGGCUGAGCCCCACGAGAAGAUGGAAAUUGAGCUUCAGGGGUGCAUAGGCAAGUAGAGUCUUUCAAGGAGGUUUGCAUGUCAGAAACCAGGGUAUAAACUGGUGGAAAGGGUUCAUGCUUUAGCGGGAUAUUUUCACAGAAGCCAAGAACUACGGAGCAAGAACUAUAUAUAUCUAGAGUUUGCUUGUAACACAGUGGUACUGAAUUUUUGUCAAUUUUAUCCAUUGAAAUCUUUCCACUUCCCCCCACCCCCAGACUUACUCUCAUGUAUGGAACUGGAAAGGAAGAUUGCGGGUUUGAAAGAUGAACUGAAUAAAGCUCUGGAAGAGAACUCAACUUUAAGGAAAGAAGCAGCUGCAUCAUUAGAAGCCCGUUCGGGACCUGACACUGAAAUCUUCCAGAAGGAGGUAAAAACUAAUUAAAUGUGGGCUUCCAUGAAGCUGUAUCUUAGGUCAGGGCUUUCUUAGCCCAUUUAACUUUAUGGAGAGAGGAAAAAAAUUCUACCCAGAAUAUAGUUAAUCAUCCUUGCUGGAAGAUUGGGGUGCUUCUACUACAGUAACUUCUUUAAAUAAUUCUAAUCAAUAAAAAGUUCUGGCAUCACAAGCAGUUGCAGAACUUGCAUUCCUCUUAAUUUUUUGAAAGCUUAUUCUAUUAGGUGUCCCCCAUGUUUCAGAAACCCAACUAGCUUUAGCUAGGGGUCAGGCAAUUAGUGAUGUCAGUCCCAUGCCAUGAAAUAUUCCCUCAACAUCCCUGCUACCAACCUUCAGGUGCCUUAUUUUUUUUAAUCAAUAGGCCUAUUCAGUGGUUUAAACUUUCUAAGAUGAGCCAGUCAGUUUUAUGAUUAUUCUGUGUUGCUUUUAUGGUGUAUUUUUGUAAAGUUGAUUAUACAAAGCCCUGAUAUUUUAUAACAGGGGAGGUCUGUUUAUUUGUAAUAAAGAAAUAUUGCUGUGGAUAUUUGGGUUCAGUUCCCUACUAGGCUAUGUAAUUGGAUCAGUCAUCACCUGUCAACCUGAAGCUUUUUUCUCUAGUCUCUUGUUGAAGGUUUUCUUCCAGUUCAGGGGAGCAAAGUACAUCUAAAAACCAAACUUAGCCUUCAUUCAGCUAGAACGCAUAUUAUAAAGCAUAGCUGAGAUGAUAAUAGCUGCCUACUACAUGCUCAUACUCUGUGUAUAUAAAUAAAUAUGUGUAUAUAGGUGCUUGAAAAAUCCGAAAUGAUUGCUUCUCUGGCUUCGGAAAAAGAGAUGCUGCUUGCUCAAGUGUCUGAGAAGGAGAGACUGCUGUGCGAAGCAACUAUCGCGCUAAAAUCCAAAGAAGAUUUUGUAAAUUCUGAAGCAAUGCGCCAAAAUGACCUAGCUUUUCAAGAGCUGAAAUGUCACUGUGAUGAACUGGAGCAGAAAUUCUUGACUGCAUCAGAAGAAAACAAGCAGAUGAAAUGCCAACUAGAUCUUCUAUCUGAAGAAAACCUCAAGCUACAGGCAACCAUUCAUGAAGUGACUCAAGAGGUGAGUCCUUCCUGGUUCUCCAACUUUUCAUACAGCAGCUGAUGGCUUUUCUUGAUGAAACAUUUCCUCACUUCAGUCUUUGUUGAAAAGUUGAGUGGGCCCUUGGUACUGUCCUUGCUUCUGUUUUUCCUUACAUUGCAGCAAGGCCUGGCACAUAAAUGCGCUGUUACACAAAGUGCUCAACCCUACUACACUAACGAGGUUGCUUUUGAUCACAACCACUUUCUGAAAUAUUUCUAAAACUUACUUUUUUUAAGGAAACCUGAACCAAUCCCACAAUUCUGGAAUUGGCUGCCUUAUUGUGCGUGCUCACUUUCUCUACACACUUAAAAAAUGACCAUUUUACUUACUAAGCUAGAAGGAGCCCAACUGACCACUUUUGGAAUGAAUGGGAAAGUGAAGCUACCAAACCCAUGGAACUGGGUUCCAUGUAAUCCCCAUCAGCUUCUCAAAACAAGGUGGGAAUAUGACUUGGAAUUGCUAUUUUUGGUAGCUACUACAGCAGAUAUAUUUUCUUUUCUUGUAAACAAAACAUGUUUUUACUAUGUUUUAUAUGUGCUGUAAGCUACCCAGAGUGGUUGGGGAAACCCAGCCAGAUUGGCGGGGUAUAAAUAACAAAAUUAUUGUUAUUAUAAUUAUAUUACUGUGUGCACGCCCAAAUAACAACCACUAAUUCCAGGAAUAAAUUCCAUACUAGGGUAUCCUGCUCCCUAGCAGAAUUUUGACAUGCUCUCAUUUCUUUUUUUGCAAUUUGGCAGGAGGUAAGCCCUUUUAGGCUACUGGAGCACACUAGAUCCCUUGUGUUACUUACUUUGAGCCAAGUUUGAAUCUGACUAGGUUUGCAUGUAACACGAAGCGAAACCAUGGCUUAGCAAAAGCAACGUGCCUUAUGGGUUGUUGGGAGUAAAGUUUAUGACAGCAGCACUCUUUCCCCCAGUCCUGCUGCUCUCAUGCUACCCAGGACUAAACUGGCGUUGAAUCCAAACCUGGGUUUAUGGUUUGUCUUGCUCUGCAUAAUCUAUGAGCUUAUAGCCAAUGCAUAUUCUUGGUUUAUUGCUUGUGGUUUGUCUGGGGGAAGCAAACUGCAAAGCCUGGUUCACGUGCAACACUAGGCCAAACCAUGGUUUAGCCCUGGGUUCAGCUGCAGCAGUACUGGAGAGGAGAGCUGUUGCCAUGAUCUUCACUCCAGAAACCCACAAGUUUGCUCAUUCUUGGUAAGCAUAAAUUGGCUUAGUGUUACAUGUGAAUUGGGACUGUGUAACUUCGCUGAAAUCAGUAUUGUCCACAGGUAACAAAAAGUUUUGUGGGGGGGAAAGGAGCACUAUAAAAACCCUUUUAAUGACAAGAUUCAAAAUUUAGUGUUUUUAAGUUGGAUUUGAGCUUCAUUCUUACUUAUUAAUGUCAAAGUACUUUCUGUCUUUCUAUAAAUAAUAAUAACGAAGCUUUCUGGCAAGAUCAAAGAGAUGCAAGAAAAGGACUUGGAGCAAGAGAAGCUUCUUGGUAUGAGAGAACAACUUGAUGAAGCACAUCAAAAACUGAGUGAAAUGGAGAAACUCAAAGACCAGUUGAAGAGCUGGGGAUCUAAAAUGGAGGCUGAGGAAAUGGAGAAGCUGGGCCUAGCUCAAAGGCUCCAAGAGAGUGAAAAAGAGAUGCAGGCGCUGACUCGGGAAAGAGAUGACCUGAAGCAGAAAGAGGAGGCUCUCAGACGUGAGAGAGAUCAGAUCAAAGAAGAUAUCCAAGAGACUGUGUCAAUGGUAAGCAAAACCUCCCACUUGGAUUACUGCAAUGUAUUGUACAUGAUGCUGCAUUUGAAAAUCGUUCAGACCCUUCAGGACUUCAUUAUGUGAUCAUACCACACCAGUGCUUCUCCAUAUCAAAGUUCUGGUUUUAGCCUUUAAAAGCUGUAAUUAGUUUGAUGUGGGAUGGAACAUACCUAUAAACUCACAUGGAACCAAAGUUUUCAAUGUUUGAUAUUGUAUUCUGUUUUUAUAUGUGUUGGAAGCCUCCCAGAGUGGCUGGAGCAAUCUAGUCAGAUGGGCAGGGUAUAAAUAAAAUUAUUAUUAUUAUUAUGUGGCUAAUUCAUCUGUCCCUACAUCAAACUAGAGAGCUUUGAAAAGGGUAGCAGAACAAUUCAUAGCACUACUGCAAGGAUGUGUAUGUCAUGGGAACUCUAAUGCAUGUAUCUCUUUUGUUUUGCUUUUAAUGUAAAAGAACAUUGAAUCACAAGAAGAACUGAGAAAUGCACAAAAUUCUCUGAAGCAUUGUGAGAAGCAAAUUAAAGAACUGGAAGAAGCCAUUGUGGAGAGAGAAGCACAGAUUUCAAGUGUUAAAGAAUCUCUAGGGGUCACUAUUGAAGAACAGAAGCAACAGGUAACAUCUGUCUCAGUUGCAAAGUUUAUUGGUCUAGGUUGGAGCAUAAUUAGGAGCAUAAGAAAUGCCCUGUAUAAUCUUGAUCCUUAGUCCAUGUAGCUCAUUAUUGUCUUUGCUGGCUGGAAGUGGCUCUCCAGGUUUUGGGACAGAGGACAUUAUCAGCCCUCUCUACAAAUGCUGGGGAUUAAAUCUGGGACCUUCUGAGUGCAAGACAAGUGUUCUGUCGCUGCGCUGUGGCCCUUUUUGCUUUGAGUGUGAAUGUUUUGGGUUCAGUUCUGAGACAAGCCCCAUUUAAGGCAACACCACCUGUAUUCUAUGGUGACUAUCUAAAGCUUAAAGUACUUUAGCUGGUCUGUAACAUGUUAAGACAUCAGAGGCUGUUAAACGCUGCUAGAAAGUUUGGGAUGUUGUAGAAUAAUUGUUGAAAUGGUGCUAUAUUGGAUGGAGGCACGAAAGUACAGACUUCCAUGUAUAUCUUAACUCCAGCAUCAGAGGCACCAAUUUUCUGAAUGCUGGUUGCUGGAGAAUAGUGCCCUCAUACCCUGCUCUGCAGAGGCAUCUGGUUGGCGGCUACGGGAAAAGAGGAUUCUGGACUCAAGAAGCCUCUUGGUCUGAUUCAGCAGGGCUGUUCUAGCACUGCCCUCUUCUUCUUGCCAAACAUCUCUGAAUGUUCUGCACUGGAUUGUUGAUCACUGUUUGUUCACCUGCCUUGAUUGAAACAUUUUCUAGGGUAGAAAAAUACGUUGUGUUUCAUCUUGCAGAUACUAAAGUUAACAGAGCAUUUGGACUACUUCAACACAGAGAAAAAUCUGUUAACUGGAGGAGACGGGGAUGCAGAGGAAAUCAAGCUGGAGGAAAAUAACCAGCUUCAGUCAAUGAAGGAGAAAAUCUUGUCCCUUGAGCAAGAGAAGACUUUGCUAAAGCAACAACUGGAGAGUCUGCAAGAGCAAAAGAACUGGUACCUGGAAAGCAGUCAGCUGGUAAUUGCUGUGUAUUGCUUGUUGUUGGCAUCAGUCUGUCCUGAGAGGCAAUGGAAUACACCUCCAGGGGUGAAGUCAAAUCACACUGUUAACAGCACAGACGUGACCUUCCUAGGAGCAAGCCUGGGCAGUGUGUAUGGAGCUCCUGGGUUGCCCAGAAGACAAGAGCCCCCCCCCACACACACACACUCUUGGCCUCGCUGAUGUGGUCCAAAGAGAAGCAGAGCAAUACAUUUAGCACCAACAUGGCAGCAGGAGUUGCCAGAAGGAGGCGUGCAAAGCACCAUCCAGCCAUCUUAGGGACUCCACUCCAGAUUUUUGUAGUGUUUGCUCCUUAUCCUUUUCUUCUCCCAAAGAUAUUCUGCAAGGCAGUUGUGUAUUACAGGGAUACACCUGUAUUUGUGUAUUACAGGUUGGCAUUUUAGUGUCAUGUCAAGCCAUAACCCAAGGUUUACUGUGCACAAACAAACUGGAGAUUGGAAACAAACCACAAACAAACCAUGAUUGGUACACCAUAAACAAACCUUGGUUUAUCGUCAUGGUUUGUUUCCCCUUACCCCAGCACUAGCAGUGAAGAGCAAAGAAGACAACUCAACACAUUUGCAAUGGUGUCGGGCGUACAGGUAAAUUUUAUAAAGUCAGAAGCUAUGUGCUUCAACACCCCUCCUCACACCCAAAAAGAACUCACGAAGGUCACCAAAAUAAAACUUUGCCACACCAAGUUCAGAUACCUAGGGGUACAAAUAACCAGAAACCUCAAUACAUUGUACCUCCACAACUACAAACCCCUGUGGCGACAAAUUAACAAAGACCUAAAGAGAUGGAAUAACAUGAACUUCACUCUCUCAGACAAAAUAGCCAUGAUCAAAAUGAUCACACUCCCAAAACUAACCUACCUAUUCCAAACCCUCCCAAUUUGGAUCCCCUCAACCCAACUUCGCAGUUGGCAGAGAAAACUACACUCUUUCAUCUUCUCACAUAAAAACCAAGAAUAAGCCCCAAAUACCUGCACUUCCCCACCUCAGAAGGAGGAUGGGAAUCCCAACAUAGAAGCAUAUUACAAUGCCAACCAAAUACGCCACAUAAUCCCAUAUAUACUAGAAGAUGAGACAAAACAAUGGGUACACCUAGAGAGGGACACAAUUGAAAACACCUGCACCACAACAUACCCACUCCUCCCAAACAAACUAAAGAAAAUUCCCACAACACUUAACAGGUACACACAGACCAUGCUCAAAGGAUGGAAAACACAAAUAGGCAAACUAUCCUCAACCCCAUCCCCACUAAUCCCCCUGGCGUACCACCCAUUAUUCCACCAUGCAGCACAAAACCUCAAGAUAAAAACCUGGCGAACCAAAGGCUUAUAUCGCCUAAUAGACUUUUAUAAAAAUAACAAACCCUUGUCAACACAAGAAAUACAAGACAAACUAGAAGACACCCAAAUGCCCUGGUUAACACAACACCAACUACAUGCCCUCUUAAACAACCCAACAGUAAAAUCAGCAGCAACUAGGCCCCUGACAACCUUCGAAAACCUCCUCCUAACAACAAAGGGAAACGGUAAAGGGACAGUAUCAGCAAUAUACAAAAUACUACUACAAAAUCCCACAAAUCCCCUAGACGCAAUCAAAAAAAAUGGGAGAAUGACAUAGGCUAUGAGAUUAACCCCACUCAAUGGACCAGAAUGUGGUCUAAACCCCCCUUUAAAUCCAUAUCAACGAAAAGAAAAGAACUCACACUGAAACUCACCUACAGGUGGCACCUAACACCAAGGAAACUAGCGCUAAUACACCCAGGAACCUCACCAAAAUGCUGGAGAGGGUGCACCUCCACAGGCACAUACCUCCACAUGUGGUGGGAGUGUCCCAAAAUCCAACUAUUCUGGACAACAGCCAUACAAGAAAUAUGUAAAAUAACUAAGCAAGUAAUAGACAUCACCCCAGAAUUGGCCCUACUAAACAUCUUCCAAGACAACAAUGCCCAUUUACACCACAAAGAACUCAUAACCCACCUGCUCUCGGCAGCCAGAAACACCAUAACCAGACACUGGAGAGACCUGUCAGGAGUAAGCAUGGACCAAUGGUACCAAAUAGUAUGGGAAACAGCCCUACUAGAAAAAUUAACUAAUAAACUGAAACUGACACGGGGACAAACAGAAGAUGCCUUCACCCCGGUAUGGCUCCCCUUUAUCACAUACACAGCCCAACAGGACAAUGACAAUAAUCCACCAACAGCAUACAAAUCAAUAUGGCUAACCUGAUCCAAAACACCCACCCACCUCACUCACACACGAAAACAAAGAUCACCACAGCCAAUCACAAGCAAACAAUCACACCCUAGGCCAACCCCAACCUCUCUCACCACCAAAGGAACACAAGUGAACAACACAAGCAACGCUGACACCAAACUCUACAUACAUUAAACAUAAUAGAAACACCGCCACCCGACCCCACCCCCAUCCAUCUUCCCUCUCUCCACCCCCCUUUCUUUUUUCUUUCUUUUUUCUUCUCCCCCUAAUGCCUCAACAAAUGAAAUGGAUUUGUAAAAAUGUUACAUGGGAAAAAAAAUACGAGGCACUACACUUCUGUAAAACAAGAAAAUCCUUAAUAAAAUAUUUUUUUAAAAAAAGAGCAAAGAAGACAUAAUUUGCUCAUCUACAGUAAGUCAUGACUUACAGUGAUGUGCACAGAUGGUCAGACACAAGUUGGAGUCUGUCUUUGAGAGAAACUGAUAAAUUAAGUUAGUCUUGGAUAUUUAAAUUGGAAUUUUUAAGUUUCAGCCCAUAAUUUUAGAUAAACUUUAAAUAGCUGAAAUGGCUUUUUGCAAGCAAGUUUACAAGAAUUCAAACAACUGACCACAUGGUGUGCUAAAGGUUCUUACAACAUUUUGGGGAUAAAGUUAGAAUAUUGACACUUGCAGAGCUAGAGCACAUCGCUGACAUCUUGCCCGUUUUCCUUUUCUUAAGCCACCUAGCAAGAUCCAAGAGCUGCAAACAGGAGACACUGAAGAGGAUAGACCUUUUCGUAUGAAAGAAGAACUCUGCCAAGCUCUAGAGAAGUUGAGUGAAAUGGAACAACUGAGAAAGCAAUUAGAAGCUAGUGAGUCUAGAAUUGAAGCUGAGGUAAUGGACAAGCUGACAGUAACUCAGAAACUUCAUGAGCAGGAGGAAGCGAUGAAGGCCAUAAUGCAAGAACGAGAUAAUUUGAAGGACAUUGUGGGUUGUCUCCAAAUAGAGAAGGAUCUCAUCAAGGAAAAGAUUGAAGCGGAUGUAGCUCAGAAGCUUCAUAAUCAUGAAGGAGCAAUGGAAGUCUUAAUCCAGGAACGAGAUGAUUUGAGGAGGAAGCUGGAUGUUCUCCAAAAACAGGGGAAGCUUGCCAAAGAAGAGGCUGAAACAGAGGUGCUUCAUGAGCAUGAAGAAGCAGUGAGAGCCUUGACCCAGGAGCGAGAUUACCUGAAGGACAAAUUGGAUGCUCUCCAAGUGGAGAGGGAUCUCAUCAAGGAAGAGAUGCAAGCAGCGAAAUCAAUGGUAAAAUAUUAUUAGUUUUUAUUAAGUUCAUUUUUCUUUUUUACUGUUUACAGUUUAUUGAUCUUUGUAAAAUUGCGAAAGUGUAUCUGCCAACCAACCUUUCCUUCCCAAUGUUUUGGUCCUUUUUAUAGCUUGCACUUUCAUAAUUGUGCUGGUCUUUUAAUGGAAGGGGAAAGUAAGCCAGAAAUCUUUACCAGUUGGAUAUCCUACCAUCGCAAGUUAAUUACAGUUCUAGGAAUCGAGAGCAGAUUUUCAUAGACCAAAUAAUGUGCACAGACUGGGGAAAUGUUGUGCAUGCCCAUGUGAAGCCAGGAGCCUGUUCAGAUGCAUGUUUGUCUCCAGAAUAUUACCAGGAUGAAAUGGGGAAUGGGCCUAGAGGUUGUGCGCACACCCUCUCAACUCACUGUAGAGGAAAGGUAAUUCUUAUAUCACACCAUGGUGAGAGUAAAAAAGCUUGAGGCUAGGAGUGAACAGGCCCUGAAGCCAUAAGGGUUGUAUGGUUAGUCAGAAAUGAGACUGAUCUUGAAAAGUGACAGGGUUCUGAAACUAACGGUUAAUUUUGAACCCAUGAAAGCUUUCUCUUAAGCAGCAAGACGACGAGAGAGCUCUAGAGGAGCUACUCGGACUGAAAGAAGAGCUCUGCGAAGCCAAGCAGAAACAGAGUGUGAUGAAGCAGCUGGACGCAGAUCUUAAGGCCAGAGAAUCUGAACUUGAGGCUGAAAAGAUGGAGAAGUUGGAAAUGGCGCAAAGGCUUCACAGCAGCGAAGAAGAGAAAAAAUCCCUAAUCCAGGCGAUGGAUGCCCUGAAGCAGAAGUGGGAAGCUUUCCAAACUGAGAGUGAGUCACUCCAGAGACUUCUGGAAGCAAGUACUUCAAUGGUAAGUAGCUGUGGGCCACAAAAUGGCGGAAGGAGCAGUUUGCUUCCUUUAGCUAGCUGGCCUAUUCCACCCCUACCACCUUAGAAAGCAAGUUUGAUUCUGGCAAAGUAACAGCUGGUGGAGUGGAAAUGGAGCUGGUGGUCUAAAGCUGGCCUUAAAUAUGGGAAGAGGAGGACUUGUAAGCUAUUGAGGGAAGGCUUCUGCUUCAAAUCUAGUGGCAGGGGAUGGGUCUUCUUGCUCCAACAUAUAGUGUCCCUGGCAGCAGGCAACUUGGAGAAGGGUUUGGGCAUUAGGGAAAGGGAGCUCCAGGUUCCAUCAUUCUAGGUAAACUCUUCAUAAAACUAAGAAAGCAGAACUUGCUUGAUGAGUGUUUCUUUAUAUAAAACCUGACUCAGGUCCAACAGCUAGAAGAAAAGAAUCUUGACCUGAGGCAACUGCUUGAGUCGAGGGAAGAGCAGAGUCGGACGGCUGCUGAACGUCUGAAUGAGAUGGAGCAACUGAAGUCCAAGACAGAAGCCACAGAGAAGGAGAAAGCAGAAUUGCUUCAGAAGCUUCACAGCGCCGUGCAGGACUUCAGAACUGUAAAUCGGGAAAAAGAGGAUUUGAAAACCGCAGUAGAUGCUCUUCAAACUGAGAAGGAUAACAUGAUCCGGACCAUCCACCGCCUUGGCGAGAGCGUAGAGAAGAUGGUUGCAAAUGUAAGAGGCCAUUUUUAACACCUUCAGACCAACAGCAGUGAAUGAGAUUCAGUCAGUGGACUGGAUCCAUGUCUUCCACACACUGCAUGUGGCAUAUUUGAUGGGGGGGGGUGCCCAGCUGUCAGUUGCCUGACAUCAACCAGUUGACCUAUUUUCUCCCCGCACAGUUUGAAAUCAAACUGGAUGGGCAAAUCAGCAGUGCCUGCAAACCCUUUCAGCCUACCUGUAUCUACCUGCUGCACACCUGGCAUGUGUAUGAUGUCAGGUGGAAGACAGGUGGGCACUGUGUGGCUGAAACUGUCUCAUGGUCCAGAUGGGAAGGCCUGCCAGACCUAAUGAGGCCCCUGGUCUGGAGGUUCCCACCCCUUUAAGAGAGCGACCUUUCUGAUAUUGUAGAAAAACCAUGAGCACAAACGACUAUUGGUGGCUUAACAGUGGCUGUUCCGUCUUUAAAGAAUCUGAAGCUGCAAGAACAACUCGAGCUUAGCAUUAGCCAUAAGGAAGGAACUAUUGGAAUGGCAGAGGAACCAGAAGGAAGAAAUUUAGAUGAGAAUUCUCGGGCCUCAGAACUCCAGGAGAUACUGGACCAGACAACUAAUCAACAAAAGAGAGAAGUAAGAAAAUGCUUCCUAUUUUUUUAAUAACACUUGAGUAUUCAAAAUGGGCCACCUUCCUUCUCAUUAAUUCUUACUUAAAAAUAAAAGCUCACAGUAGGAGGCUUAUUCAUUGUGAGAGAAGGGGCCAUUUAUAACUGACUUUGAACUUCAGUGCUUGGGAGCUUAAAAAAAACAGAAUAAGAUGACAUCUAUCAGAAAUACGUGGGAUAUUAUUGUGGGAUCUUUCCCGUAUUGAUGGCAGUUAAGCUAUUAUUUCUUAAAACAUUUUAACCUGCUGUUCAGCCAAAAGCCUGGAGCAGAUAAUGAAUGAUCCAUAUGAAUAAUAUUGCAUUGCAGGCCUUACUUGAAUCUCAAUCUCUAUAUACUUAACAGGCUGAGUGCUGCCGAAAAGCUGAAGCUGCCCUGAAAGCAUCUAAGGAGCAAAUCCAAGAACUGCUCCUAGAGUUGAAUACACUGAAAGAAAAGCAAACACAUUGUGCUGCUGCUAAUCUUGCCUUGGAAGAAGAAAACUAUAAGCUGGGGGAUAAAUUAAAAGCAACAGAAGAACAACAGAAGGUGUGCUUUCAUUUAUAUUACUCUGGUUUUUCUCAGGACUGUGAGAGGACACACUGAUGCAAAUCUUUUGAGGAUUUGCUUAAUGUGACUUUCACUGGGGUUGGCUCUUGUGUGAAAGAAGCUAAUCCCGUUAAACGUAGUGAUGGGUGCCAGGCCCAGAUGUUGUAGAGGGGGGGUGACUGCUGCAGCCCAGCAUCACCUCCCUUGAAGUCUACCAAAUGCAAAAACCACCUCAUUGUUUUCUUUGCCCGACUUUGUUUUUGUUUGCUUCUGAUUGAGAAAGUGGGCAAACUGGAUGCUGUGUUCUCAUGCAUACUCUGGUGGGGCAAACAGAGGAAAUAUGUGACUCGUGUGUGAGGCUGGGGGUACAAAUAGUGGGUGGGUGUGUCCCCCCUACCCCGAUCACCUGUAUUGUUGUUAGGUUAUCCUUCCUUUUUAAAAGCCCAACAUUCUGAGAAAUAUUUUGAGUUGCCAUGAACAAGGCUCAGUCGGUUAGAACGUGGUGCUGGCAGUGCCACGGUUUGAGGUUCGAUCCCAGUGUAAGGGACAGUAAGGGCAUAUUCCUACAUUGUAGGGGGUUGGACUAGAAUGAUUCUUGGGGUCCCACUCCCUUCCAAUUCUAUGAGAUCUAUGAAAUACCUUUCAUAUCAGGGGUUGGGAGCCUCUGGCCUAUGAACCAAAUGUGGCCAACCAGGACUUCACAUGUGGUGCACAAGGCCAUUUUGGGGAACCUCAGCCCACCUGCCUUACAUCAUACAUUCAGGGGAUACCACUUUUCGCUCCUAAUGCUGUUCUCUGAAAACUGGAGGUUUACAGAACAAUGUGGGGCUGUUACAAAGCCUUUUCCCAAACAAAGACCCUCACUAAGUCUCUGCUUGAAAGAGGUUUCAGGAGCAGCAGGGAGGUUUUUUGAGGAAAGGGCUUUCAAACAACCUCAUGCUGCUGCUGCUGCUGCUGCUUCAUUGCAAGUUGAAGUGCUUAACGCAAUACAGUGGUACCUCGGGUUACAAACGCUUCAGGUUACAUAUGCUUCAGGUUACAGACUCCGCUAACCCAGAAAUAUUACCUCAGGUUAAGAACUUUGCUUCAGGAUGAGAACAGAAAUUAUGCUCUGGUGGCAGCGGGAGGCCCCAUUAGCUAAAGUGGUGCUUCAGGUUAAGAACAGUUUCAGGUUAAGAGCGGACCUCCGGAACGAAUUAAGUACUUAACCCAAGGUACCGCUGUACUGAAGAAACUACAACUAAGAAGCAGUGCGGGGAUGCAUUCAAAGGGCUGUUUGAAAGUUCUUUGCUGUGCUUUGAAGUCCCAAAGAUCAGGACUUCAAUGCAUAACAUCACCCGACAUCACAGUGGCAUUAGGUCAGAUCUUCCCCACCUCUGUUCUAGGCAACUCUGUUCAAUGGCAUUUUCAGUUGUCAUCAGUGAUGCCUCCAACUGCUAUUCCUCUCUAACUAGAGUCUGAAGCUGAAAAUCCAGGAGCUGGAAAAUGCCAUGAGUGAAAUGAGAAGAAAUUUCCAGGAAAGGGAAAAGGCUGCCCAGUUGGCAAUGGAGCUGAAAGUGCGAGCGGCCAAGAAUGAUGCGGUCCGUCUUGGGGCUGUAUUAAAGGAGAAGGAGAACAGCCUAAGAAGUGCACUUGCAGAGCAAGAAACUCUCAAGGUAUGCACUGACUUCCUAAGAGAGCCAUUUCCUGUUUUCAUGCUUUCUAUUACAGAUGGAAGUGCAGCUUCUCCAAAGAACCUAAUACUGGUUUACGUUCAUUACAACAUUUUAUGUUCCCUCCACUCACCUUUCUCCCGAUCUGCUCCAGGCAGCAUGCAUGUCUUCCUCCACCUCCAUUUUAUCCUCAUGCUGUUAGGUUCACUGAUAGUAAGUGGCCCAAGGUGACCCAGUGAGCUUCAUGGCUAAGUGGGGGUUUGAACCUGGUCCAAAGCCAGCACUCAAACCCCAGGCAUUGGAAACCUCUGCCCCGCAGGCCAGAUUAGACCCAGCAGGGGUCCCAGUUUGGUUCACGAGGCUGUCUUUCCCCAAUGUAUUGCCACCUGCCCCACACCCAAUGUCAUAUGUGAUGCUGGAUGUGGGGACAGAUAGACGCAACUGGAAAGGACUAGCCAGAAGCUCAAAGUGGGUUCCUGAGCCCUACUGGGAUCAGCUGCACCCAGGAAUAAUAAUAAUAAUAAUAAUAAUAAUAAUAAUAAUAAUAAAUUUGACCAAACUGCGGGAGGCAGUGGAAGACAGGAGUGCUUGGCGUGCUCUGGUCCAUGGGGUCACGAAGAGUCUGACACGACUAAACAACAACAACAAUAAUAAAUGUAUUAUUUGUACUCCACCCAUCUGGCUGAGUUUCCCCAACCACUCUGGGCGGCUCCCAAAAUAAUAAUAACAAUAAUAAUAUAAAUAAAUAAAUACAGUGGUACCUCGGCUUACAUACGCUUCAGGUUACAUACGCUUCAGGUUACAGACUCCGCUAACCCAGAAAUAGUACCUCGGGUUAAUAACUUUGCUUCAAGAUGAGAACAGAAAUUGUGCUCCGGCGGUGCAGCGGCAGCAGGAGGCCUCAUUAGCUAAAGUGGUGCUUCAGGUUAAGCACAGUUUCAGGUUAAGAAUGGACCUCCGGAACGAAUUAAGUACUUAACCCGAGGUAACACUGUAAAUAAUUUAAUCGAUCAAACAUUAAAAACUUCCCUAAACAGGGCUGUCUUCAGAUGUCUUCUAAAAGUCAGAUAGUUGCUUAUUUUCUUAACAUCUGAUGCGACGGUGUUCCACAGGGCAGGCGCCACUACCCAGGAGGCCCUCUGCCUGGUUCUCUGUAGCUUCACUUCUUGCAGUGAGGGAACUGCCAGAAGGCCCUCAGAGCUGGACCUCAGUGUCCGGACUGAACGAUGGGGGUAGAGACGCUCCUUCAGGUGUACUGAGCCGAGGCUGUUUAGGACUUUAAAGGACAACACUUGGAAUUAUGCUCAGAAACGUACUGGGAGCCAAUGUAGGUCUUUCAAGACCGGUGUUAUAUGGUCGGCGGCUGCUCCCAGUCACCAGUCUAGCUGCCGCAUUGUGGAUUAGUUGUAGUUUCCGGGUCACCUUCAAAGGUAGCCCCAAGUAGAACGCAUUGCAGUAGUCUAAGCAGGAGUUAACUAGAACAUGUACCACUCUGGCUUUGUCCAAUUGCAGCCAUGGUUUUGAAUUCAUUUUUGCUUUGUAGACAGUGUUUUUCAUAACAACCAUCAGGUGGUUGACAAGUAGGUGGCCUUGUGCAUCCAACAGAGCAGCUUCCCACACCUGCUCUAACCAUGAAUCAACACUGGCUUUUCAUAAAUCCAUGCGAAACACAAGAAUGUAUUGUACCUUGUAUAUGCUGACAGAUAUGGUGCCUUUAGCCAAUGCACUAGAGCCCAAGUGUGAGGCUGUAUAAGUUUACUUAAAUGAAUAAUUCUUAAUCUUGGCUAGUAGGAGGAAGUUGCUGCUGCUACUGUACAAUUCUGGUAGCCUGUUCUCAUCUGGCAUUUAAACUGUUGAUUAUUUUUAACUAUUGUCUGUAGCUUUCGAGAAGAACCUGCUUGCCAAGGGUGCAUAGCAACUCUUCCCCCUCCUGCUUAGACGUCUUCUUGCCUCCCUCUUAAUUUUAGGCCAAACUUAAUGAAGGUGCUGAAUCAAACAAGGACGAAAUCGAGGACCUCAAAACUCAGCUUGCUAAAGCAGACAUGGCAAGAAUGAAGCAGAGCAAAUAUUUUGAUCAAGAGUAAGUCCUGUUUUACUUAGCUGGCUUUUCUUUCGAAGCCCCUGAGUAAUAGUCUGGAGAUCCAACUUCCCUGGAAAUUGUUAGCCUUACAGGAUUGGGGAUUAGAUUUCUGGGGCUUAAGCUGGACUCCACUGGCUCCUUAACUCAGGGGAGCCUAGUUGACAGCAUUGGUCCCUAAGCAGGUGGUCCUCUUGUCUGUUCUUUAAGGGGCAGAUGGAACUGAUGGGGAGGAGGUGCCCCAUCUAGCUGGUGAGAGCAGCAGUGAGUGGAGGUAGCAGUUACUGCUGUCUGAUUCUUCUCUUCCUCAAAAGCCAAUUGGAAAGGAUGGCCUCUGACAAAAGUAGGCUUUGGCCUCUGAAAACAUAUGUCAGAAAAGUUAGUAUUUAAAGUUUGAUGAAGCACAGCUUGGCUCUUCGUUGACUCCAGCUUUAUGUCAAUAAAUUUCCCACAGUGGGAAACGGGAAGAGAGGCCUUUGCUUCCAAUCCAACUGGGCUUUUCAUAGGUACUUAACAACACUUUUGCAGAGCAACCCUAUGCAUACCUAUUUGGAAGGAAGCCCCAGAGUGUUAAAUGGAGCUUGCUCCCAGGUAUAGUUAUGGCUUUGGGGUGGGGGAGGGAUUGCAGCCUUGAUUUCUUUUUCUUUUUUAUAAACAAAAUGAAGAAUCACGUUAUUGUUCUUAUUCCAGAAUGGCUAAUGCAAAAGCUCUUGCGGAGCACAGAGAGGAGCAGUUGAGAAAACUCAAGGAAGAACUUCGCAGAGUGCAACAAGAGCAGGAUGUGACUGGUAAGCAGAUAUCAAUCGAGCAAAGUCAUAUUCUGACUGUAUCAAUUGUCUUUUUAAGGUGUAGAUCAGGAGGUGGAACUUCAGGCCUGGGGAUCAAAUGUGGCCCUCUAGGCCUCUCCAACUGGCCCUCAGGACACUCUCCAGGCCAUACCCAUCACUAACUUGCUCUUUGAGUGUCUUUGAACUGUGAUAAAUGCCUUUUGGUUGCAUGGAUGGAAAGAUGGGUGUGUAGCAGUCUCUGUUUGACUGUUAUGUAGCCUCCUGUACAAACCUCCAAGUCAUGCCUCUGAUCUUGCCCAUUUUUUCCACUGGCCCUUCUUGCCACUGGGGUGCAGCCUCCGAAAGGUGACCACCAAGGAAAUGCGACCCCAUGCUGCAAAGAGCCAAAUGGGCAAUCGUAAAAAAGGCCUCUUAUACUAUUCUGAGUUAUGGAGGACAAUAAAUAAGAUAUGUCUAACAAGAGAAGUGAGCAUUUCAUCUCUGUAAGGCUAGUAUUCACAGAUUCCUUUGUGUCCCCAAAGUACUUACAAUUACUGUAAAACCAACUGAAAGCUAACCAGCUGAAAGCUUCCCUUGAAAUGUGACACAAUGCUUAUGUUGAUUUGAUUGCAAAAUCGGUAUUUUUUAAAUUGCAUCUUACCUUAACAAUUGUAUUAUCCAGGAUUUUAUAGAGUUCUUUAAUUUUGGAAGUUGAGAAUUCUGUGCUAAAAUGCCCAGCCUGAACCUAUAUACCUUGUAAAUUUGUAUCUUUGAUUAAUCUUCUUAUCUCUGUCUGCUGUCUUGUAAAAGAGUGUAUUCAGUGUUAAGGAUAUAUGCAUCCCCACCUUCUAGGCACCUCUGCAGACCUGGGAAACUGACACACAUAGGCAUAGCAGAGUUCUUAAAUGGUACAGUUACCAUCCAACGCAGGCAUAGGCAAACUCUGGCCCUCCAGAUGUUUGGGACUACAAUUCCCAUCAUCGCUGACCACUGGUCCUGUUAGCUAGGGAUGAUGGGAAUUGUAGUCCCAGACAUCUGGAGGACCGGACUUUGCCUAUGACUGAUCGAACCAUUCAUGUUGUUUGCUUCUGUCGGUCACUGUGAUGUUUUUAGUUUUUAACAGGCUCCUUUCAUUAACCCUCUUUUUCAGUAAUAGCACCGCACAAAGACAAUUCUCAGGUAUCACUAGCGAUUACUUGUGGCGGUGGAAGUGGAAUAGUACAAAGUACCCAGCUUCUUGUGCUGAAAUCUGAGCAUGCGAAACUGGAAAAGGAACAUGCUCAACUGAAGAAAAAACUGGAGAUUAUGUUAAAGUAAGCCCUAAGGUUUAUCUGGAAUCGUUCUUCUCCCACUAUCAGUUGCAUGCCUGUUCUUCAAAACUGUGACGCUCUUAACAGUGGCAUUUCUGUUGAGACAAAUAUGCUUGUGCAUAAGUUUGGUAGGCCACGAAUCACAGAAUCCUAAUCUACCAGCCUGCCUUGGGCUGCAAAAGCAAGCGGCCUGGUGAACCACAGUAAGUGGCUGACGUGUUGCAUACAGAUGGUGUGGACUGGUUUCUCAGAAUGCACCAUGCCUUGGCAUGGGGGUCCCCAACCUUUAUGGGCCACCAGGACACAUGUGGAUGUCUAAAGUUGUUGUGCGAACCUCAAAAUACCCACUUCACAGAGCUCACCCCAGUAUGAAAAACACCUCUGUGCUCCCACCCAAAAAAACCCAAACAACUAAUCCACAGCCUUGGUGAGCACUUGUGUGUGUCUUAGGGGGCACUAUGGUACCCACAAGUGACAAGUUGGGGGCCACAAGUGUAGCAUAUUCCAUUUAGGUGUUUCUACUGUUAACGGAGAAAUCUGAGGGCUCCCUUGGACAAAAAAACCAAGGACACCAGCCAGGAAUACCAGAGCAAAACAGUGAAUUGUUACAUUUGGUAUUGUGUAGCAGAGGCCCUUUGAAUAGAUAGGAAGAAACUCUGAUGAAGUGUUUUGUGGGGACAAGUCACAAAAGUGAUUGUGCUGAUUUUGGUAGUGCAUGAUAUCUGCUGGAGGGGCAACCCCCCCCCCCCUAUACAUUAAUUCCUGCAACACUACCUAGGACACCACUUUUACCAUGAAUUUAGGAUAGCUUUUUUUUUCCUUUUACAAAUCUGCACUCGGCCACAAAGCUCAGUCGUGACCUCUUGACCCAAGCUAUGUCCCAGAUCUGUUGUGAGUAGGGAAAGGGGUGUGGGAGAAGAGUCAUGCCUGCUGCCUUGUGUUCCUUGGAGUUGAAAGGCAAGCUACACAAUACAAAACCAAUCAAUACCAUUGAAUACAUUUGUCUAUUCCAGUGUCAGUUCACAACACGUCAAUUUGUGAGCAGGCUAAAGCCCAGUGACUUAGCUUGCAUCAUUUUGAAUGAAGGCAUGCUAGAGGUUUUUUUAAAUAGUGCUGCUGCCACUAUUCAGAAGGGGAGGAGGUGGAAACAAGUUCCAUGUUUCAGGGGGUGGGACGUUAGAAGCAGAAUCUGAUCUCUCCAGCGAGGGGGCCUGGCAGCUGGCCUCCCACUGCUAGCUCGCCUCUUUUCUCCAAAUAGGAACUAGUAGUUCAAAUCUUAGGCAGCAAUCAUAUGUCUGACAAGAGGACUGAUCUCAUCUAGGCCACUGCAGAGAGUCAUGUGCAGAAUUUCAUGCGAGGCACUAUUUAGAAUGAGAAGACUUCCAGUGGCAGCAAGCUGAAUAUCUUCAGGUAGAUCAGCCUGAGGGCCACUAACUUCUAAACACCCUUGUACAUCCCUCUACAUCCAAGCCUCUAUCAGAGUGCAAGGGCAGGCAGGCAAAAAUACUCAAGAAGGCUAUGAAGGAAGGCCAGUGUCCUGGGGAGAUCCCCAAGGGCCAGGCAGAGUGGUCUACACAGAGGGCUGCCUUUGACCCCCAGGGCUGAGGUUCCCCAUUGUUGUGCUAGAUGAAGCCAAGCCUUUCCCUCUGCUUGUAAGGGGUGGGUUUUGUAGGCUGAGAGCACAAAAAUGACUCUUCUCUUCAACGUGUCUCCUUUGUGUUCCAGAAAUGAGCUGCUCUGGAAGGAGGAAGUUAGGAAAUGGAAGGAGCGGUCCUCAAGGAGGCAGCGGUCCACAAGCGAGGAGCAACAGCUAAAAUCACCAAGGAAGACUGCUCCUCCUUCUGUGUCAGAGCAGCCAUCUUCUCCUUGUAGAGAGUGGUCCUUGAGGAGGCAGCAGCCCACAAGCGAGGAGCAACAGCUAAAAUCUCCAAGGAAGACGGUUCCUCCUUCUAUGUCGGAGCUGCCAUCUUCUCCCUGUAGAGAGCGCUCCUUGCAGCCAGCUCUGUCGCUGGACACGCCCGCUCCUGUGUUGUUGAGCUGUCCGACCUUCUUUGAUAACUCUCGCUUAGGAGAUUUUAAAGGUAGGUAAUGGCGUGAUACAGGGGUGUGCAGAAGGCAGACUGAGAUCUGCUGGGAGACCUCUGGGAGAUUUGCCGCAGAUUGGCAAGGAUUUGUGAAUUCCAGCAGCUGGACAACUGCAGUAAUGAAAUAACUGUGUCCCCACCCACUGAGGGGGGGAAAAGACUGCCGAAAUGAAGCAGGAACCACAGGAAUAACUUGUUUCUGGCACUCAGAACAAAUCCCUUUGUUUAGCAGCUGCUUGGGGCACCAUGUUCUUUCAUGCAUGUUACAAUUAGUGGAUGUUGGGGUUCUCAGAAAACACAGUGGUAUUAUUUUCUAUCAAUAUCUACCGCCCUUCAUUCUAAGAUCACAGGGUAGUUUAAAAUAACCCCUCGCCCACCGUUUUUAUUUAGAGGUGUAAAUAAGUUUAUUAUUUACAAAGGUAGAUCUCACAAGCCUGAAGUCUGUUCUCCCUUGCUGUAAUAUACUACCUGAAAAGGAAGAACCUCUAAGAAAAAUGCAAAUCCCAUGAAAAGUGCCACACUAUCAGCCAUGUAAAGUGCUCCAAGGGUGCAGGAAUAAUCAAUAAUAACUUCUGUUACUUCUCAUACACGCACUCUGGUAGGUCCAAAGUAGCUGGCAAUAGCAGUUACACCAUCUCUCGCAUUCCAGUGUUCAGUGUGCUUUUUGGCCCACAGUUCCCCAUAUGUUGCGGAGAUAAAAAUUUUAGCCAAAAUGCCACAGCAAGAAGCAGGAAAGGCUCUGCAAGGGUUUGGGAGGAGCAGGUGUGCAUAGUUAAAACUGCUUUCAUUAAAGCAAGCUGUAAGGUUCUCCCAGUACACUGAUGCGCAUCGUUGUGUUGCGCUUUGCCAUUUGCCAUUUGCCGGAGCAGUUUUGAUUCUGUUUUAAAGGCUCUGGAAUCUUGUAGCACAAUAGCUAGCAGACUUUGUUCCCUCCUUCAGUUCCUCACUCAGUCAUGCUGCUCUUCAUUGUAGUACAGCAAUUUGUUGGCACUUGAGUUCAACUUGGAAAUGUAAUACUGAGCUGGGUACAAAUCAUAUCUGCCUGUGACUCUUUAAACUGAGUCUGCAGCUGUACUAAAUUAAUAUUUCAGUGUCUGAAAUAUAGUGGGGUUGUUAUGAUUCGUAUAAAUCUCAAAUCUCACCAUCUUUUGAGAGAGGCGACUGUUGAGAAGCAUUUAAGAUCGUUUUUAGCAUAGUUGCAGUGCACUUUCUGCCCUCAUUUGCCAGCCUUGGCAGUGUAAUUCCUUAAACAUCACUCCUAGUACAGUUUUUCAUCUCCGCACCUCCAAAGCGUGCUCUCAGCUGCACAGGAGACAUGAUUUAAUUGCAGGACAUCUAACACAAAGCACACCAACAAAUUUAAAUGACACAAGUUCAGCUCAUUGCCAUUUUGAAUUAGUACGGCUUAUGAGCUUCAGUUGUCACAACGAUUAAUGGUGUGUGUUGUGGUACGCUUUAUACAAAGGCCCAGAACCCUCUACCCACAAAUGGUCAUUCUCUUCUGAACAAUUGUUUUGCCUUCUGGUUGUCUCUAAUAAUUACAGAUGUCUUGAAAACAUGUACUUGAUUGCAGCCAUUUUUAUUUAAACAGAUGUCCACUAUUCUUUUCUCCAACAGACACAAAGUCUUCAGGUGUCCCGUCCACUGACAGAGCAGUAGAGUCUACAGACAAAAAUUAUAAGCAGUGGUUUGCAGGCUCAAACAAUGACGAUGUUUCUAAAUGCAAGACACAAUAGCUGUCUUGAUAUUUUUGUGGACACAGAUUAAUAGAUUUCCAUCUUCUUUUGAUUUCAUACUUAUUUUUAAUGUGUUUUUAAAAGAAUAAAUAAAGAAUUGUUGUUU